GUUGGAAGCUAUUAUGAAGAAUGGAAGUACUGCUGGGGGAGGCACUUACUGCCGAAAACCAGCCAGCAGCAAUGAUCAAAGUAAGCCCAAUAGCACGAAGGAGAGCAAUGCAUCUGCUGCAGGUGAAAGUGGAAAAGGCUACACUAAAGACCAAAUGGAAGGAGUAUUCAGUAUAAAGAAAUGUAAAAAUUAUUAUGAAGUCCUUGGCGUGUCAAAGGAUGCAGGUGAAGAAGACCUAAAGAAGGCGUAUCGAAAACUUGCUUUGAAAUUCCACCCAGACAAAAACCAUGCACCUGGAGCAACAGAAGCUUUUAAAAAAAUUGGAAAUGCGUAUGCUGUGCUGAGUAAUCCAGAAAAACGAAAACAGUAUGACCUUACAGGCAGUGAAGAGCAAGCAUGCAGUCACCCUAGCAACGGUAGAUUCAACUUCCAUAGAGGUUGUGAGGCAGAUAUUACUCCAGAAGAUCUGUUCAACAUGUUCUUUGGAGGGGCAUUUCCAACAGGUAGCGUACAUUCAUUUUCUAAUGGUCGCGCUGGCUACAGUCAUCCUAAUCAGCACCGUCAGAGCGGACAUGAAAGGGAAGAAGAAAGGGGUGAUGGAGGCUUCUCUAUGUUCAUUCAGCUGAUGCCUAUUAUUGUGUUGAUUCUUGUUUCCUUGUUGAGCCAGUUGAUGGUAUCUAACCCUCCUUACGCCUUAUACCCAAGAACAAGUACAGGGCAGACCAUUAAAAUGCAGACAGAAAACUUGGGUGUUGUUUACUAUGUCAACAAGGACUUUAGAAAUGAAUAUAAAGGAGUGUCAUUACAGAAAGUGGAAAAGAGUGUGGAAGAGGAUUAUGUGUCCAACAUUCGUAAUAACUGUUGGAAGGAGAGGCAACAAAAAACAGACUUACUUUAUGCAGCAAAAGUGUAUCGAGAUGACCGCCUCCGAAAGAAAGCAGACUCCAUGUCUAUGGACAACUGCAAAGAACUAGAACGGCUGACCAGCCUCUAUCGAGGAGGAUGAACUGGAAUUAUACAUGUGCAUCCUUACGUAUGCUGUUAUCUCUCUUGCAAGUUAAGAAGAGAUUUAGUUUCAUCAGGAAUGCUGGAAAAGAGGGGUGGAUGUAAAACUCUACUGUGUAGCUGUUUCCAGAAACCUUAUGCUGAAAUAUCAUUUAAUGGCUUCUUUACCUACUGUGAAAUAUAGGUACCUUACUUGUUUAGAUAUUUUACUUCAAAGCUUCUGUGAAUUCCUUCAGCAGAGAGAAUAGCUCAGAAAGGAUGCUAUACUUGUAGAGAUUUAGUCAUAGUGGUUCUCCUCUAACAUAUUUGCCAUGUAAAUAUCUGUGGAAAGAACACUUUGUGUAUAUAUGAGUUAAAUGACUUUCUAUUUAAAAUCUCAGAAAUUUAGUUCCAUACAACAUUUUGUCUCACUGAUGGAAUAAAUAGUAUGAUUGCAUCACUCCUA
This is a messenger RNA of Struthio camelus australis, 1450 nucleotides long. NCBI's taxonomy places the organism in Eukaryota, Metazoa, Chordata, Aves, Struthioniformes, Struthionidae. The record is from RefSeq and is a predicted model, not a curated record.